Molecule: messenger RNA, 1741 nt
Organism: Bactrocera tryoni
Lineage: Eukaryota; Metazoa; Arthropoda; Insecta; Diptera; Tephritidae
Product: palmitoyltransferase ZDHHC6
Exons: 6
Coding region: 1-1347 (448 amino acids)
Biological process (GO): protein palmitoylation
Cellular component (GO): Golgi apparatus
Molecular function (GO): palmitoyltransferase activity
Source: RefSeq, a predicted model, not a curated record
AUGAGUACUAUUUUUUCAGGGAUGUGGAGAUUUUUACAUUGGGGUCCGAUAACGGCAUUGAGCAUUAUAAAAGUAAUAACUUUAACCGCUCUCUAUAUGAACUCAAUGUGGUGGCCGCCGAAUGCCAGUUUGGGUGGCUUCAUUAACCAGGGACUCUUUCUGAUGCUGUCGUCAUUAGCUACGUUUAACUAUGUUAUGGCGACUUUAACAGGACCUGGUCUACUGCCUAAAAAAUGGAAACCAAAAAAUCCGAGUGAUGUCGCUCAAUUACAAUUCUGUAAGAUUUGCCAAGGCUACAAAGCGCCCCGUUCACAUCACUGUCGCAAAUGUAAUCGCUGCGUUAAGAAAAUGGAUCAUCAUUGCCCGUGGAUAAAUCACUGUGUGGGCUGGGCAAAUCACGCAUAUUUCACAUACUUUCUUACCUUCGCCAUUUUGGGCAGUUUUCAAGCAUCCAUAAUACUGGGUUUUUCCUUCUAUCGCGGUGUACAUCGCUAUUGGUAUCUGACGCACGGUUAUACGCACAUGGCCACAGUGCAGUUCACAAUGGCCAGCAUAAUAAUGAACAUUAUAGCCACAGGAUUGGCAAUCGGUGUUGUCAUCGCCUUGGGUAUGUUGCUCUACAUACAGCUUAAAUCGAUUCUAAAAAAUCAGACGAGCAUCGAGAUGUGGAUUGUGGAGAAGGCAGUUUAUAGGCAUUACUGCAAUCCAGACGAUGAUGAUUUUGUGUAUCCGUACGAUUUGGGCUGGCGCGAGAAUUUACGACAGGUGUUCUGCAAACGACUUGUAGCAGCUGGUCAAGGCAUUGUGUGGCCUGUGCUAGAUGGUUGUGACCAAUACACCUUAACGCGCGAGCAAAUCGCACAAAAAGCAGAGAAACGCGCACGCACCAAAACCUAUCGGUGCAUACGUCCAGCAACAGGUCGCUUCCUGCCGCUCUUCUCACAAGGUUUGCGUGUCUGCCUGUCGCCACCGUGUACUGAUGAAUCACGUAUUCGACUCGAGCCUGGUGACGUAAUCAAAGUAACACGUUUCCGCCAGCAUUGGCUGUUCGGCGAACGAGUAGUGUGUGAUGCAGAAUUGAACAUGCCGGAUUUACAGCGCAAGGGACCAAUACGUGGGUGGUUCCCACGUCGUUGUGCUAUUGAGCUAAUACAACCUGAGGAUUACUUUGACCAAUCGGACGAUGAAGCAGAUAGUGGGGGCUACCCUCAGUCAGAGUUGGUAACUAAAAUCACUGCAGAACUGAAUAGUAUCCCAAAUGGCGUGCCAAAUAUGUGUAAUAAAUCGCUUGUCAAUGGCGGAAGCAAGUCACAAAAUCAGAAUGGUCAACGAAAGAAGAACAAAUGAUGACGUAGCAUGGAUAGCUAGAUUCGAAAGGAGAAUAUGGGAAAGUACACAAGUGCAAUUUUCAGUCGUUAUGUGGACCGUAUUUUUACAUUGUCAGGGGUUUUUAAAUUGACGCGGGAGGUUAGCGUGUUGUAUCAGUCAACUACUUCCAAGACUUCUUAGUGCUUAAAUAUAAUUUAUCUGCAUAAGCCAUAUACUUACAUACAUACAUAUUUAUAGUAUAUAGACAGAUGAACUAAUGCGUAGUAUACUGCAUAACUGAAACUAUUUAUAACUAUUUUUAAUGCUGUUUACAUAUACACAUAUACAAACAAACACAUUUAUGAUAUAUAUAUAUAUACAUAUAUGGUCUCAUCUUGUAGUGUAAUAAAGGCAAUUGCUGCAACUAAUGACA